GCGCGGCCGUGCUCACCGGCGAGGGCGAGUGGACGGACGCGAUGGCGGCCGCUGGAGGAAACAAAGAUUGGAUAUUGGAGCCGCUCAGCUUGCCCGAGACAAUUCCUAACGCUGUACAAGAAUCCACCUCCUCCCUGCUACCUUGCAUAUUUUGUGAAGAAUGUUAUCCUUCAGAAGACAAGAAAGACUUACUCAGGCACAUGAUUCUUGAUCACAAACUGGUGAUAUCAGAUGUGAAGCUCAUUGUCGAUUUUAGAAGGUAUAUUUUGUAUUGGAAGAAAAGAUUUACUGAGCAGCCAAUUACAGAUUUUUGUAGUGUAAUAAGAACUAACUCCCAAGGUCCUGAGGAGGACCAAGCAGACUUCUACCUCCUGUCCGGUGUUUUACCUGAAGACCGAGUACUUAGAGAGCAACUUCAGCAAAAACGACUUGAAGAGGUAUUGGAACAGCAACAGCGGGAAAGAAUUGACACCAAUUUUUAUCGCAUCUGCAUGUUUUGUAAUGGAGAAUUUGCAGGAAAUAGAGCCAUCCUCUUGAAUCACAUGGCCAAAGACCACGCUUUCAACAUGGGUCUUCCAGACAACAUCGUCUACUGCAAUGAGUUUCUGGAUUUGGUGCAGAAAAAAGUGGAUAAUUUACAGUGUUUAUAUUGUGAGAAAACAUUCCGUGACAAAAACACCCUCCGAGAUCAUAUGAGGAAAAAACAGCAUCGAAAAAUCAAUGCCAAAAAUCAGGAAUACGACAGAUUUUACACCAUCAACUAUCUGGAGUUUGGGAAGAACUGGGUGGAAGUUCAAUCUGAAGACGAUGGUGGAAUCACAGAGGAGCCAGAUGAUGAUUGGUCUGAUUGGCAAGGCAGUCCAAUGUGUGCUGUCUGUCUUUUCUGCGAGAAAGCAAAAGAUUCAACUGAGAAACUACAUCUUCACAUGAAGGCAGCACAUCAUUUUGACCUUCUAAAAUUGAAAUCUGAAAUGGGGUUAAACUUCUAUCAGCAAGUCAAAUUAGUAAACUUUAUAAGAAGAGAAAUUCACCAAUGCCGAUGCCACAGGUGUGGGGAAACAUUCAGCUCCCAAUUGGAAACUGUGAAUCACAUGACUGAAACAAACCACUUGGUGGCCCUACUGGAUAGGUCGGCAUGGGACCAGCCCCAGUAUUAUUUUCCUACGUAUGAAAAUGAUGCUCUGCUCUGCACCUUGUCUGACAGUGAGAGUGAAGCUAUGGCAGACAAUCGAACAACAGACAUUCCUGUGGUUGCAGAAGACAUUUCAAAUUUGCAAACUCUGAAACAAAGCAGUAUUCUAAACGCGCUGCAACCUCGGGGGCCAGCAAAUAAACAGUCAACGUCUUCAUGAAUGAAAACGAAUGAUAUAAAUAACAGUCUCCAAUACUGCAGCUGAUGGAAUGUGAGAAACAGUAAACAUAUUCACAUAUGUGUAGACACAAAAUACUGGAGUAUCUCAGCGGGGCAGGCAGCAUCUCUGGAUAAUGUCUGAAUGGGUGACGUUUUGGGUUGAGACCCUUCUUCAGAUAUAUAUAUAUGUAGAAAGGCAAAAGUAAUCAUUAAUGCAAAAAAUCAUUCACAAGAAGAACAGCAACAGUGUUCAAACCUCUGUCAAUAACAUUGUUAAUGUCAAUUGAAGACAAAUAUUUAUUACAUAGAUCAAAACAUUACAAAAGACUAAAUUAAAAAAUGGCAGUUGUAAAAAAAUAUAUGCAAAUUAAAAUCACCACCAAAUUAAAAGUACAUUAAAAAACCUUACAAUAUCAA
Amblyraja radiata (thorny skate) is the source of this 1768-nucleotide messenger RNA. It is a transcript of the gene znf277, whose product is annotated as zinc finger protein 277. Bases 42 to 1352 code for a protein of 436 amino acids. The record is from RefSeq and is a predicted model, not a curated record. NCBI's taxonomy places the organism in Eukaryota, Metazoa, Chordata, Chondrichthyes, Rajiformes, Rajidae. The transcript has 12 exons.